GCAGCAGUAAAGUAUUUUCGAACGAUGCUUAUGUAACCCAUCUACAGGGAAAUUUGCGGGAUUUAGUAACUUGCUACAGGACUGAUUAUCAUGCAGACAAUGAACUUUCUCCUAGUGCAAUUGAGAAAAAAUCUAGAGAUCUACGUAAAAUAUUGAUAGGUAAGUAUUCAAUUGAUUUGAUGUCCAACGAAAUAGUGACAACAAGUAUCACACCAGGGUUGAUGAUCGCCAUCCAUGGUCCCUUCGAUCCCUCUUUUGAACCGCAUAUUUUGCAACCAGGGAAAUAUUACCAAGUUUUUGUCAGAAUGGAAAAAGAAAUGUUACUUCCAUAUCCAUAUACGACAGAUUGCAGGAAUUAUACACAGGAAUGGAUUUCCAAUAACAAAAGAGGCCCGAGAUCUAAAGAAAUAUGUGAAGCUAUGUGCGAGAAAAAGCGUACAGUCACCUCGAUUAUUGAAUGCGAUUGUUUAUCUUUGCGCAUGUACCAAGGCGACGCAUUUCUUCUGAAACAUUUAUGUAAUAGUACCUGUGAGCGUUCUUUAAGACUUAGACAAGACUACGACAAAAACGUGUGUUUGGAUAGCUGUAAAGAUAAUUGCGAAAAAUGGAGAUAUAUUUACACCAUUCAAGCAGUUCAUACUUCAUUUCCUGGUAGCACGGCUGGCAAAGACUCUGUUGUCGUGGCCGUGUAUUUGCAAGAACCUCCAUUAACACUCAUUUCACAUAAGCCGAGAUUUGAACCUAUAGAACUCUUCAGCUACGUUGGAGGCUAUCUAGGAUUAUGGCUUGGAUUUUCCGCUGUGGCUUUCAUCGACUUUGUGCAUUCGCUAUGUGGAUUGCUUUAUCUGAUCAUACAGCAACGAAUUCAAAAACUUGCUAUUGAAAUUGCGGAAAAGGAUGAUACAAAGGAAAUCAUUUCUUUAAAAAUUUUUAAAAAUAUUGAAAAUGAUAACGUUCCUGUUUAUGAAUUUGACAACAUUGAUUAUAAAGUUUAAAAAUUCGCUUUAUGUAGAACGUAGAAGAGCUUAAAACAAUAUUCUAAUGUUGUUUGACAGAUAAUGCUGAUGCUUUCGGUUCAAUCAACGGUAUACAUGUUGGAAUUAUUUAUGUUUACUGAAUUUGCAUGAGAAUAUCUCCUUAAUUUGUAACUUUCUUAAUAACUACCCUUAGUGUCAAAACAUGCAACGUAUGAAGUGGAGAUUACGAUAUUCAACAACAUGUACUUUUCAUCAAUACAAUCAUUAAAAUGAUUUAAUUUAUACACUCGGUAAAUUUAAUUUAUGCACUAGGUGCUAUCUACCUUUUCAUAUUGAAAUACAUAUACCCUCAGCAAAUUAGCUUAACUGGCCUUUGCAGUAUGCAUAAACAAUAAAAUUUGUAUUAAAUAACUACAACUAAGUAAGUAUUAAAUGGGAAUUUCUUCACAGAAAUUGAAACUAUCUCCUGCACUUCUAUAUCGUCGAAUAAACUUUCUACUCAUUGAAUUAUUUUAAUUACUGCAUUUAAUUGCACAAAACAACAGGAAAUAUGUGUUUCCUGUUCUUGGAAAUCUACAUACUGGUUUCGAAAUAUUAGUUCGAUUGUUACCAUCAUGACGUAUCUCAUUGUUUUCGCCAUUUAAUUUAUUGCUUCCUUCUUUUAUGCCUAUUCUGGUAACUUAUCUCUUUUCAUUCACUUUGUGUUCAAGACAUAGUUGUAUGAGUUCAUUAUGCAGCAGGUUUGACAACUGUCUUAGGCUGCCAUUAAAUUAUCUGAUGUAACUAUAUUAAGGAUAAGUGUUGUCUUAACAGACAGUUCAUUAAUAAACAAAAAAAGAACUCUCUGGACGCUGCACAAAACCGGUUUCAAAAUUUGGAUUUGCAAGUAGCAUUUUUAUUCAAAACAACAUUUCUCGAAGACAAUUGCAUCUAAGCUAUUUUACAUUUUUUUCGCAAAACCUGUAACAGCUCAGUAAGUUAGGAGAAUAAAAGUCAAUCAUAAAGAUUUAGAGACUGAGGACAGAGGAAACAAGCAACGUAAGGCAAUAUUUUCAAAGCUGCUCAUUUUCCGUAAAAUGUAUAUAAAGCAAUGUUCAUAUCCAUACUGUUUAUACCAUUAAAUUGCCUUUUAACAUAAUCAUAACCUUUUAUUGUAAUCAUACAUGUCAAAAGGGGACCAUAAACAUUCACGUGUUCUAUUUUGGGUAUUACGGGCAUUCAUAUGCUCUUCUCUUCGAUGUUCACAUUUCUGUUUACCAUUUAUUUUAAACACGCUUACAGCUGAGAAAGCAACACAAUGUAUUCCAUCAAUAUUAAGAAGGAGGACCAUUAUGGAAAUUUUAAUCUGAUUGCAUUAGUAAAGCUAAAGGUCAAUGGACGUAAUCCCGAGCAAGUAUUCGACAAAAGAUAUGGGUUUGCCUGGAAAUGAUGAAAGCGUAUAAUUCUCUGUUAAGUAUUUUAUGCUUACUUGUGAAUCUCACUUCCUUUUUGGGUACAAUAAUCCUGCUUGCUCAUCGUGGAGAAUUCUAGAUGAUGGAUGUUUUCAAAAAGAAGACAAUUGGACAAAAGGAGCAGAUAAACUGGCACAUUGAAUCUCCUGUUCUGAAUCUCAUUUAUAACUGUUGGGACAUACUAAAGAAGAAAUACUAUACGGCAAAAUUCUUAUCCUCAAUUCUUCUUGACUUCAGAUCUUAGUUGCUUUUCUAUAGGGAUGAAAGAAUGGAAAGUUUGUUCUCAAAAUUUUCUAUUAGUAUCCAGAAUUCCACAUUUAUUUGAGAAAUAGUUUUUCUCUUAGAGUUCUGUAUUGCAUAUUAUUUCAAUUAUUUUUAUUUUUGAUUUUAGUAUAAUUUCCCAUCAUGUGCAUUCAAAUUUAAUUUUUAAGGUUAAAUUUAUGUGCUAGGAUUCUUCAUGCCAUUCCAAAUAAUUUUGUUUCCAAUUUUAUUCAAUUCUUGAGAAAUUAAGUUUUAUGUUCAUGUGUAAAGAUAAUUUUAGAUAUUAGUGUUUGUACGGGCGAGUCUAAAAUCACUGUCAUACCAUAUACUCUAAUGAUAUGUAAGAGUAAUAAAGUCAUAUGGAGUAUUCGUUGUGUGUUAAAUAUAAAUGUGUAAUUCUUUAUUUUACGUUUAUGGCGAUAUUUUUAUUACAUUUCUAAACUGUGAUAUCAUGCUUUACUUCUAUACCAACUUUUGGUGUUCAUGAAUAAAUAAAAUCAUUAAAAAUA
Messenger RNA from Stegodyphus dumicola, 3198 nucleotides. RefSeq lists its product as uncharacterized. The record is from RefSeq and is a predicted model, not a curated record. Gene Ontology annotation, cellular component: plasma membrane. Gene Ontology annotation, biological process: sodium ion transmembrane transport. Lineage: Eukaryota; Metazoa; Arthropoda; Arachnida; Araneae; Eresidae. Gene Ontology annotation, molecular function: ligand-gated sodium channel activity.